Epinephelus moara (kelp grouper) is the source of this 1518-nucleotide messenger RNA. RefSeq names its product protein SCO2 homolog, mitochondrial (gene sco2). The coding region runs from base 159 to 992 and encodes 277 amino acids. The record is from RefSeq and is a predicted model, not a curated record. The transcript is spliced from 2 exons. Gene Ontology annotation, biological process: mitochondrial respiratory chain complex IV assembly. Lineage: Eukaryota; Metazoa; Chordata; Actinopteri; Perciformes; Serranidae.
CAUCGUCUCCGUUUUAAUGAAUCAGCUGAUCUCAGAGCAGUUUUAGGUAAAGACAGUUCAUGUGUUUCACAACAGCCGGUUCGACUUUUCUGUCAGUAGUUUCAUAUGUGAGCACAGAGGCUGUGUGUCUGUGUGGAGACUGAAGGAGGGCGUUAAAGAUGUUGGGGCUCAGGUGCAUUGUGGGCGAUCUGCGUGCAGGAGGAAGACUCCUGAGAAGUCUCCCUCACAUCCAGAAGACGUCCAUGUCCUCGCUGAGCCCACAGAGUCGACCCAUCAGACUUCCUCUUCCUCCUCGUCUUCCUCAGGUGACCCGCAGGUGUUUGAACUCGUCUGUGUCUUCUGCUAAAGUGAAGCUGAGGACUCGUCUGGCGGUGACUCUGCUGUUCGGCGGCGGCCUGCUGGCCGUGUGGUGGUACGUGCACUCGGAGAAGCAGCAGAAGUUGCGUCGGCAGCGGGUGGAGCAGCUGCAGCAGGUGGCUCUGGGUCAGGGCACCUUCAGCCUGCUGGACCACCGGGGCCAGCGCAGGACCAAGAAGGACUUCCUGGGCAGCUGGGUCCUGCUGUACUUCGGCUUCACACACUGUCCUGACAUCUGUCCCGACGAGCUGGACAAGCUGAGCGCCGUGGUGACGGCUCUGGACCAGGACGCCUCGCUGCCACCCAUCCAGCCCCUUUUUAUCACUGUGGACCCCGAGAGGGACGACGUGGAGGCGCUGGCCCGCUACGUCAAAGACUUCCACCCCCGUCUGAUCGGACUGACGGGGACAGAGGAGGAGGUGAAGCACGCGGGGCGGGACUACAGGGUGUAUGCCAGCCCGGGACCCAAAGACGAGGACGGAGACUACAUCGUGGAUCACACCAUCCUGAUCUACCUCAUCAGUCCUGACGGGCUGUUUCUGGAUUAUUACAACAGGAUGAAGAACCAGGAGCAGAUCAGCGAGAGCGUCAGGAACCACAUCAACAACUACGUCACACUGUCAGCUGAGAGUUAGAGUUUCUGUCUGGAGCCACAUCAACAACUACGUCACACACUGAAGACUCAAACUAUAGAUUCUGUUUUGAGUCCUGGAACACUGAAACUGUGAGAGCUUCUUCAGCUUGUGCAGUGACCUGAAACUCUAAAUCCUUCUUAAUUUAAAAUAUAUCCUCUUUUGUAACGCAGGUGGAAUUCAUGCACUCCUAUUAUUAAAAUCAUGUUCUGAAAAAUGAUUUGUGAACAUUAAUGUUCAGAACAAAGCAGUGAAUAUUCUGUCAGUGUUUCCAAAUGUCGGAUGUCAAAGAGCAGAAACAGAGUCGGAGGGUUUCAUGGUUUUUUUCUCCAUCUGUCUGGUCCCAUGUGAUCAACCUACUGUUUAUUUAUCCUGCAGUAAUCAGUGUGUAGCUGCUGACAUGUUGAGGCAGAGGGUACUGUCUGUAGCUCUGGUUGAGGGUGAGAGGCUGUCAGCAGAUAAACAGAGAUCUGUGUGGGUACAUGAGACCCUAAAAAAGAGGCUGGAUCAUGGGGAGUACCACCAGUUG